Molecule: messenger RNA, 495 nt
Organism: Leptosia nina
Lineage: Eukaryota; Metazoa; Arthropoda; Insecta; Lepidoptera; Pieridae
Source: the annotation of a GenBank genome assembly
AUGUUUAUGAUAAUUUAUUGGGUUGUUGUGCGCCGGCGCACGUUCUCGUUGCGUCACUGCUCGCUCCGAGGUGGAGCAGAAGAUAGCUUGAGUGGAUGGACUGGCACUACGUCCCACCUCGCGGAGAGCACAUCGAGCAUCACCAGCGCGGCUGGUCACAGGAGCCAACGAGGGUCUGGAAUCACGAACGACUUGAGACUGCGGCGCCAGUCACAGAAGGCUGGGGACAUCCCGGUAUUCGACCGGAACAAGGUCAGCCUGGACCUUCCUGGGAGCCUCUUCGGCCCCUCCGUAUCUCUCCUCAUCAACACCACUAAGAUCGUUGGCAGUGUCAUCCAGAACUCGGCGGUACGGUACCAGACAUUCCUGCGUCUUUUUCGACCGCUCUUCCGAGGACCAUUCGAGAUCAAGGGCUUAGAUCCUCCUACCACAACCACCACCACCACCACGACAAAACUACCCCCCAUUCGUGAUAACGAAGUGCGACGCAGAUGA